AACUCUCCACGCCGGAUCUUGGUGGCACAACACGCCGCGAUAGCCCGGCCGGCAAACACACCUCCACCAUUCAGCACAACCCUCUACGCCGCCCUAUCACUAUGCUCCAACUUCCAUGCUCGUGGCGACUUUAAUGCCCUACUACUAUCCUCCGACCCCAUCCGCCGGGAUGUCGAACUCCUUCGAGAAGUCCGUCAAAGGCGGCACCAAAGUCAAGCUCGCCCCGCCCAAAUCCAAGUAUGUCGAGCACAUCCUCCUCGCCACGCAGUCGGGCGAGGCUGGCGUGGGCGAGGUCUUCCGCACCCUCACCCACCGAUUGCACGAUUCCACUUGGACCGUGGCGUUUAAAUCGCUCAUCAUCGUCCACCUCAUGAUCAAAGAGGGCGCCCCGGACGUGACGCUGAGCUAUCUCUCUACCAACUCAAGAGCCAUCCUGGCCGUCAAUCAGAUUACAGAUGCUCAGACGCAGGGACAGAACAUCCGGCGAUACUCGGAUUAUCUACGUACGCGCGCGCAGGCGUUUGGACAUGCAAAAUGCGAUUAUGUGCGCUCGGGAGAGACUAGGAUGAAAAAGUUGAUCGUGGACAAAGGCCUCUUGCGUGAGACAGAGGUGGUGCAAGAGCAAGUCAAGGCACUGGUGAAAUGCGAUUUCCUCAACUCGGACGUCGAGAACGAGAUCUCGCUCACCGCCUUCCGCCUGUUGACGCGCGAUCUGAUGGAUCUGUAUAACGCGGAGAAUGAGGCAAUGAUGAAUGUCCUCAGCCAGUAUUUCGAGUUGUCCCGGCCGGAUGCUGAGCGCGCAGUCAAGAUCUACAAGAGGUUCUGUUCGCAGACCGAGGAGGUCGUGGCGUUCUUGGGUGUUGCUCGGCAGUACGAGUAUGCGACUCGCUUGCAGAUCCCGAAGAUUAAGCAUGCGCCGACGGGCCUUGCCAAGUCUCUCCAGGACUAUCUGGAUGACAAAGACUUUGAAGUGAACCGGAGACAAUACCUGGCGGAACAGGAGGCGAAGAGGACGGGCAGGCCUGUGAAAAGCAGUACUCCGAUUCAGCGUUCAGAGCCGGCGAAACCUGUGGCGGCGGGAUCUGCGCAGCCACGGAGCGUACAAGUCGCAGCAGCACCAGUCCAGCCAAGUCCACCUCCAAAGGGUCCGGCGCCGGAUCUGAUUGACUUUUUCGAGUCGAUUGAGCAGAACCAGCAGGUAUUGGGCCAGAGUGUUCCGCAAUACCAGCUGCAACAUACAGGCUUUCCCGUUCAGCAGCAACAAAAUACUGGCUUUCCCGUUCAACAGCAGCAGCAGUCCUACGACUAUCAACAAAAUGGACAAUUUGCCAACAAUUAUCCACAAAACAACACGAACCCCUUCCUUCAACAAACACAACAGCAGCCGCAACAGCCACCACAAGUCCAAACCCAGUUCACGAAUGCCGGAUUUGGAGGUUAUGCACAGCAGCCUCAGCAACAGCAAUUCAUGCCCGGAAACGCAUUCAGCACAGAGCCGCAAUCCUUUGCUCCAGCGUCGACUCAGUCACCCGUGUACUACCAGUCGCCCCAGCAGACGGGAGCACCGGCAUCGAAUCCUUUCAGACAAUCGACGAUGCCAACUGCAGAUGCGCCUGCAGCUUUCAAUGCAAUUGGCGGCUCCCAGCCCGUCCGCCAAUCUACCAACCCCUUUGCGCGGAAUGCAGGCUCUACGCCCACCUCGGGCAACCCGUUCGCACCUCCUCAACAGCCUAUGCAAGCGCAAGCCACAGGUACCAACCCGUUCGCUCGGAACGCUGCACCUUUGCAGCAGAACUCCAUCAGCUCCGCCUCACCGCUACAAGCGCAGCAAACUGGCACAACGAAUCCUUUCCGGAACGCACCUUUUGUAAAUCAGCAGACGGGCCAGGGGUGGCAGUAUGCACCGCAAGCUACGCUGGGAGGGUUCGAGCAGUUGGAGACGAUCCCCGUCUUCCCGCGGCCUGCAUAGGGAGAAGGAAGGGAUGAACGGAGUACGGAUCAGCCCGGCGUUGGAGGCGUUAUGUGUGGGGUAUGAAUCACGUAUUCGCAUUAUCCAGAUGCAUGGCAGCGCGACGAGGAGCGACAUGGUAAGAAACGAAUGAA
This is a messenger RNA of Neohortaea acidophila, 2103 nucleotides long. Its product is annotated as ANTH domain-containing protein. The transcript has a single exon. Gene Ontology annotation, cellular component: clathrin-coated vesicle; clathrin-coated pit. Gene Ontology annotation, biological process: clathrin coat assembly; vesicle budding from membrane; clathrin-dependent endocytosis. Gene Ontology annotation, molecular function: phosphatidylinositol-4,5-bisphosphate binding; clathrin heavy chain binding; SNARE binding. The coding region runs from base 116 to 1969 and encodes 617 amino acids. The record is from RefSeq and is a predicted model, not a curated record. NCBI's taxonomy places the organism in Eukaryota, Fungi, Ascomycota, Dothideomycetes, Mycosphaerellales, Teratosphaeriaceae.